CGCAUGCCAGUCUAACACGUUCUAUAGCUGAGAACACUUUUUUUGGUUUAGCGUUACAUCAUAGCCUAGUGAAAUGAGUGCAUUGAAAAGAUCAUUGCAAAUGGCUUACAAACGCAGGAAAGACAGCAAUAUCAGUUUUGUGACAUCCCAGACAGAUGAUAAAAGCAUCCUUACUGUUCACGAGGAGCAGCCCGGGAAAGAUGAGCCUAUCGAUGAAGGAGUUUGCAGCAAGUACAGAAGCUCUGGAAUCUCAGAAACCUUCACUGUGGAAGAAGCAAUUGAGGCUAUCGGUUUCGGAAGGUUUCAGUGGAAACUCUCAAUGCUAACAGGAGUUGCGUGGAUGGCCGAUUCUAUGGAAAUGAUGCUCCUUAGUAUUGUAACUCCUCAACUGCGCUGUGAGUGGAGGCUCUCGAGCUGGAAAGUGGCAUUCAUAACAGCGAUAGUGUUCAUUGGAAUGAUGGUCAGCUCCUCACUUUGGGGGAACAUUUCAGAUAAAUAUGGCCGAAAAGUGAGUUUAAUACUGUGCCUGCUGUGGACAUUGCACUAUGGGCUUCUCAGUGCUUUCACACCUGUUUACAGCUGGAUCUUAGUCUUGCGAUGCCUCGUGGGAUUUGGCCUAGGAGGAGCCCCUCAGUCAGUGACAUUAUAUACUGAAUUCCUCCCAAUAAAAUCCAGAGGGAUAUCUAUAAUCCUGUUAGGGGUGUUCUGGGCCUUGGGUGCUGUGUUUGAAGUGUUACUGGCUAUGGUGGUCAUGCCCACAUUAGGCUGGAAAUGGCUGCUAGCUUUCUCCACCUUUCCUCUUGUUAUCUUUGCUGCCUCCUGCUGUUGGUUACCAGAAAGUGCUAGUUUUGAUGUACUGAGGGGCAGAGAAGACAAGGCCCUGGACACUUUGAAAUAUAUAGCAGCAGAUAAUAGGAGCUCUGUGCCUACUGGAAGACUUAUAGCCAACACUCAGACUGAGCGUGGGAGAAUUAGAGAUCUUUUUAUUCCAGAAUACCGCAAAACGACACUUUUGGUCUGGGUUAUCUGGUUUUGUAAUGCUUUUUCAUAUUAUGGUAUUGUGCUGCUGACCACUGAAAUGUUCCAAGCAGGAUCUGUGUGUAGUGUGUCUACUGAUGACUCAAAUAUGGAACCUCAGUGCAGUUUGGAGUGCAAUUAUCUGACUUUUAAUGAUUAUAUGGACCUUCUGUGGACUACCUUAGCAGAAUUUCCAGGUAUUCUGGUCAGCCUGUGGAUGAUUGAUCGAAUUGGCCGGAAAAAAAGCAUGGCAAUUUGUUUUUUAUUGUUCUCUGUAUCUAUUUUGCCAUUGUAUGCCUGCACACAUAGGACAGUUCUCACAGUCUUUAUUUUCAUUGCUCGAGCCUGUAUAACAGGGGGCUGGCAGGUUGCAUAUGUUUAUACACCUGAGGUUUUCCCUACAGCAACCAGAGCUAUUGGUAUUGGUACAGGGAACGGGAUGGCUUGUGUUGGAGCUCUCAUCACACCAUUUAUUGCUCAGGUCCUUCUGAAGUCAUCGGUUUACCUGACUGUCUCUGUGUAUUUAAUAUGUUGCUUGCUGGGCACAGUGGCAUCCUUGCUAUUGCCCACUGAAACAAAAGGGCGGAGUCUCCAGGAAUCAACGCAAAGCACCAUGGAACAAAAAAACAUGGAAAGGCCGCAUGGCUCUGAGACUGCCGAGUCCUCCAGCAAUACUUGUCCUUAACAGAACAUGGAAAACUG
Molecule: messenger RNA, 1719 nt
Organism: Carassius carassius (crucian carp)
Lineage: Eukaryota; Metazoa; Chordata; Actinopteri; Cypriniformes; Cyprinidae
Product: synaptic vesicle 2-related protein-like
Exons: 17
Coding region: 74-1702 (542 amino acids)
Biological process (GO): transmembrane transport
Cellular component (GO): membrane
Molecular function (GO): transmembrane transporter activity
Source: RefSeq, a predicted model, not a curated record